This is a messenger RNA of Lichtheimia ornata, 1401 nucleotides long. RefSeq lists its product as uncharacterized. The transcript is spliced from 3 exons. Gene Ontology annotation, molecular function: LPPG:FO 2-phospho-L-lactate transferase activity. The coding region runs from base 1 to 1401 and encodes 466 amino acids. NCBI's taxonomy places the organism in Eukaryota, Fungi, Mucoromycota, Mucoromycetes, Mucorales, Lichtheimiaceae. The record is from RefSeq and is a predicted model, not a curated record.
AUGACCAAAAAAGCCUCCUACAUUAUUGUCUCUGGUGGAACAGCUUGUAACCACAUCGCUCGCACAUUUCACGACUCGGCAAUAAACGACAUUUGCUACGUCUUGAGCAUCUCCGAUAACGGUGGAUCAUCGAGCGAGCUACUGCGUGUAUUGGGUGGCCCAAGUAUUGGUGAUCUACGCUCUCGUUUGACCCGUCUUAUUGAUUUUGCCGACCCACAACCAAGUUCACCCGAGAGAAUGGCCAUGAAAGAUCUACUCAGCUAUCGUCUCCCUGCAGAUGCAACCGAGCAAGAAGUGAUGGAAGAAUGGCUUUGUAUUGUGGAAGGCAGGCAUUCGCUCUGGAACGCCAUCCCCAACGAAAAAAAGGAGGCUAUCCGCGGGUUUCUUACAAGCUUUCAUUGUGAAGCAUUGAAACGAGCCCACAAGCGUUUUGACUUUCGUAAUGGCAGUAUCGGCAACUUCUUUUUGACGGGAGCUCGUUUAUUUCUUGGUUCAUUGGAGGCUGCCCUGUUUCUGUUUUCGGCAAUCACUGGUAUUUCCGAACGCACCACCGUAUUACCAGUAAUCAAUACCAAUCAUACCGCCACAAUUGCUGCUCGUCUUGCCAAUGGUCAAAUAUUAGCCGGUCAGAAUGAAAUCUCACAUCCACCACCCUCCACAAGUGAAAAACGGGGUCGUCAUUGCAUACCCGGUUGUCGUUGGACACACGCCAAUCCAAUUGAUGCCUUUUCACAUCUUGCUUUAUCAAACGAAGAUAGCGGUGAUCCAUCGUCACCUGUGGUGAGCACCAAUUUGUUCUUUUGCAAGGAGGACAAUACCAAACUUGCAGCUCGCAUCGAACGCAUUUAUUACAUCAACCAAUACGGCCAAGAGAUUUAUCCACUCCCCAAUCCCAAAUUCAUCACUCAACUUUCAUCAGCCAAGGAGACACUCGUUUAUUCUAUCGGCUCAUUGUACACAUCCAUUGUACCAUGUCUCAUAUUACGCCACGUGGGUAACACAAUCGCCCAUUCUUGCUCAUUACGAAAAAAGAUCUUGUUAUUGAAUGGAUCCAAUGAUCGAGAAACAAGUGAUUACGACGCCAUGGACUUUAUCCAAACCAUCACAGCUGCCUUGAAUCAGAGUCGCAACAUCGAUGCAAGACAUGCAUUUUACGAGACAUGCGAUACAUCAUCAGGCCUUGCAACACCACCCUUCCCUGAAUACGAGUUCAAUCCAUAUUCGCCUUCCUCAUUCAUCACCCACCUGAUCUACCUCGACAAUAGCGCAAUACCAGUGGACGUCAAGGCUAUUGAAUCGCUUGGUAUCAAGUGUGUCUCCAUUAAUGGAAAAUUAUCGGAAUCGGGUUUGCCUAUUUAUGACGAGCUUGCAUUGACCGAAGCCAUCCAGUCCUGUUCAUAA